Messenger RNA from Thermothelomyces thermophilus ATCC 42464, 759 nucleotides. RefSeq lists its product as uncharacterized. The annotation marks the transcript as partial. Gene Ontology annotation, molecular function: nickel cation binding. NCBI's taxonomy places the organism in Eukaryota, Fungi, Ascomycota, Sordariomycetes, Sordariales, Chaetomiaceae. The transcript has 2 exons. The record is from RefSeq and is a predicted model, not a curated record.
CUAAACACCCCGACACACUUUCUCCUCCUCCUCUCGGACUCGGCCCUCCCCCUGGGGAGCUUCGCCUUCUCCUCCGGCCUGGAGAGCUACCUCGCCCACCAAAAGAUCACCUUCCGCCGGCCGUCCUCGUUCGCCUCCUUUCUCCCGCUCUCCGUCUCCUCUUACGCGUCCACCAACCUCCCCUUCGCCCUAGCCGCCCACCGCGACCCCUCCUUCUCCAACCUCGCCGCGCUAGACGACGCCCUCGACGCGGCCAUUGUGUGCACCGUCGGCAAGCGGGCGUCCGUCGCGCAGGGGAGGGCGCUGCUCUCCGUCUGGGAGCGGGCAUUCGCCGGGGCCCUGGCAGAAGCCGGCAUCGGCACCGGCACCGGCACCGGCACCGGCACCGCUCCCGCGGACAGCGGGUACACCCCGGAGGAGGAGGAGGAGGAUCCCGCGCGGCCACCGCCCGUCGCAGCGCACCUCGCCCCUCUCUUCGGCGCCAUCUGCGCCCUCGUCGGGCUCAGCCUGGAACAGACGGCGUACGUGUUCCUGCUGGGCCACGUCAAGGCGCUGGUGUCGGCGGCGGUGCGCGCGGGCAUGUUCGGGCCGUACCAGGCGCAAAAGACGCUGGCGAGCGGGGAAGUGCAGGGCCUGAUCGCGGCCAUGGUCGAGCGCGAGUGGGCGACACCCGUGGAGGAGGCCGGGCAGAGCGUGCCGGUGAUGGAUCUGUGGGUGGGCAGGCACGAAGUCUUGUAUUCGAGAAUCUUCAACAGUUGA